Messenger RNA from Notothenia coriiceps (black rockcod), 3674 nucleotides. RefSeq names its product glucagon family neuropeptides-like. The transcript is spliced from 5 exons. Gene Ontology annotation, biological process: positive regulation of ERK1 and ERK2 cascade; neuropeptide signaling pathway; neuron projection development. Gene Ontology annotation, molecular function: neuropeptide hormone activity; pituitary adenylate cyclase activating polypeptide activity; peptide hormone receptor binding. NCBI's taxonomy places the organism in Eukaryota, Metazoa, Chordata, Actinopteri, Perciformes, Nototheniidae. Bases 257 to 784 code for a protein of 175 amino acids. The record is from RefSeq and is a predicted model, not a curated record. Gene Ontology annotation, cellular component: neuron projection; extracellular region; perikaryon.
GCACAGGACAAAGUUUAGAGCAGCGAUAUGCAGAGGAGCUCACAGUGCACUUUCACACCGGGUUUGUUUGCGUCUGCUUGAGUGCCAUUCAUUGUGUGUGAAGGUGAGAUAGGCUGCACCGAGGGGAACAUAAGGAGACGACGGAGGCGCUUCAGCCAGGGAACGAAGUGCCGUGAGAAGGAAACCGUCUCUCUUCCUCUCACUCACCACCACACCCGGAUCACAUCCUACAGCCUCCCUGCUCCCCUGCUAUAGCAUGGCCAGUUCGAGUAAAGCGACUUUAAUCUUGCUCGUCUACGGAAUCUUAAUGCACUACAGCGUCUUCUGCACACCUAUCGGACUAAGUUACCCUAAGAUUAGACUUGAAAACGACGCCUUCGAUGAGGAUGGGAAUUCAUUAUCCGACAUGGGCUUUGAUGGCGAUCAGAUUGCUAUACGAAGCCCACCAUCCCUAAACGACGACGCAUACACGCUAUACUACCCACCAGAGAAAAGACCAGAAAGGCAUGCUGAGGAAGAAUUAGAUAGAGCCUUGAGGGAGAUCCUGGGUCAGUUAACAGCGAGACAUUAUCUGCAUUCUCUGGUGACAAUUCGUGCAGGUGAAGACAACAGCAUGGAGGAAGAGUCAGAGCCCCUAUCCAAAAGACAUUCAGAUGGGAUCUUCACCGACAGCUACAGUCGCUAUAGAAAGCAGAUGGCCGUGCAAAAAUACCUGGCAGCGGUUCUGGGAAGAAGGUACAGACAGAGAGUUAGGAACAAAGGACGCCGACUUGCCUAUUUGUAGCGUUUUAAAGCGCCAAGCUGCCCUCCUGUGUAUAUACAUCCAGUCGUUAAAUCAAAGUCAUUCAAAUAUAUCUGACCAACCAGUGGAUUGCGCCUGUGUUCUUUCAACAUGUAUUUAUGUAUGAAGUAAAGCCAUUAAAAUGAAUAUUUUAAUAAUAAUAUCGGUUUUUUUUCUUUUUGUACAAAAGCACUUGAUACCGCACAGUUAUACUUUGUGGACCAAUAUUUUAUUUUCAUGUUCAGAUGUUAAAAACAAAACAAAAUGACUUAAAAAAAAAAAAAAAAGAAGAAAUUAGUACAAAAAAAAAGUUAAUUGUGCACCUUCAAUAUUAUGCGCUUGAAAUCUUCAAAGGUCAUCUACAUAUGCAGAAAAUAAAUAGAUUUUAAAAAGACAAUCAAAGUAUUGAAUGUUAUACUUAUUUUUGUAACCAACGUUCUAUUUUUUUAGUGUUGUUUGUAUUCCAAACAGGCCCAAAGAAGCAGUGAGCAUGCUAUGUGAGGCAUAUCCGGCUUAUACAAUGAUAGAUGUUGCCCUUGCCCCCCCCCCCCCCUCCUCACUCCCUUAAUGGGAGUCUGUGGGUUUGUUUAGCUUGCUGCCCCUCCAGGGGAAUUCAGACGGCUUUUGUUGAACAGCCUCCCAUUUGAUGGAAAAACUGAUUGACUUACACAACCAUUCAUGUAACUGGUGGUAAAAUCCGACCCUCUUUUAAACAGAAAUGUAAUUGCAGGCUUUUCCAAGGGCAUUAUAGCCUUUCCUAAAGAUAAAUCAAAAGCACUCAAUUUGCUGUUAACAGUAUGCGGAAAACACUGCUUGCUCACUUGCCUCAACAAGUCCUAUACUGUAGGGAGAAAAGACGUUCUCGAUAGGACUGUGUUAAGAAUGUUCCAUAUGUGUGUAUUAUGUACAGUAUAGAAAUUACACAGUGCACAUAUCCAUCUCAAUGUUGUCUGUGCUCAGUCAACAGGAUUAUUCAGAAGAUUGUCCUUCUACUGUUGAUUGUAUUUGGGCAGCACUCCAAAUAUUCAGAAUGGACCCAGAACAUGUAAAGAUGCAGGAAAUGAAGCAUUUUUUAUUUUGUGACAAGAGGUGGAGUUAGGAACGGUAGCAUCUGAGUUCCAGUGAGGAAUAUUUAAACUCUUCUUAUUUAUUGGUGCAUGUGGAAACUGACACCUUUGCUACUUUUGCUUAGAAACUGCAUGCAUGCCAUCGUGCUUUUUUUGGAUUGUGCUAUUUGGGAGAUGGGCUGUGCUAAGCAUAUUUCAGCACCACUCCCGCCCCCCCAGAUGUGUUGGAAAUGUGAACAAGGAGGGCUAGAGGUGGUGGAAACUGGAACUGCACUGACUUGUUGAAUUGUUAACUCCCCUGCUGCUGUCAUUGUGGAUAUAAUGAGACAAGACACUAGACCCCCUUCUUGCUGAUUGCCUUUGUCCUGGUAGCGUUUUAGAAAAAGAUUAUUUUUGCUUCUAGAUCGCCGUGCUAUAUAGUUGAUUUGACAGUGCUGUGAUUUGUUGUUAAGACAAAGCUGAUCUGCGUGGGAUGUCUACCGAGGUUUGUGAAGUGAGGAUGUGAUAAAGAGACGAGGAGAGUGGAUGCAUGGAGAUGAAGAGAUAAUGUGAGUGAAAGAGAGAAAACUAAGUUACAUAAAAGAAGGGUUACGGCACCCACAAGCCUGAGAGAGGUUGUCGCACCUGGAAACAGAGAAAAAAAGAGGCGUGUCUGACCUGCCAAAGUUACAUCAGGGUCAAGGAGUCUGAUAGAAAAUAUCAGGUGUUGAAUUCCCAUCACUCUGGCAUCAGAUUUACAAUAUGUGAGUUCCCUUCUCGCACUAUGGAGGAGGAUGAAAUUCAGCCCUCAAGGAGCGGGAUCUUCCCAUUGACUUAUAUUAGGGAGAUAUCUCAUGUAUUUAUUCGAUAUUAUGCAAAUGCUUUAUGCACCCCUGCAAUCCAAUCAGUGGCCUGUGUUCCCCCAUAGAACCUAUCAAUACACUCCUUCAAUCUGGCUUUAUUCUACAGGCUUUGUGUGAACGUGUGUGUGCGGAUAUAGAUGUGCAUUUGUGUCUACGUGUGUGCGGAUGUAGCUGCUUGGUGGGCAUGUGUGAGUGUGUCUGUGUGCGGAUGUAGAUGUGUGACUAUUGGUGUGUGCGUGUUUGUGUGAAUGAGAGACUGAAUGCGAAUGUUGAGUUGAAACAGCUUUUUGGCUUUGGUGCCUUGCUUCGACAUGAGAAAAAAAACGAUAUAAGAAAUUCGCCACAAGUGACAGAUGGCAAUUUUAGUGGCCCUACAAUGCUGCAGUCCAUUAGCUUAUAUUGAAACUUCCUUUUCCGCUCAGUUUAGUCUGCCCCUAGAGUAGUAGAAUUAGGCUUUUUUUUUAAAGCAUGGCCAAUGAUUUACUGAGUAUAAAAGUAAAAAAAACAAGAAUAGAAUGUGUAUGUUGAUGGUGCAGGCAAUGUGUGUGUGUUGUGUGUGUGUGUGCAUGAGAUUGGGGUGUUGUUCAGUGUCUGUGAGAGUUGUGAGCAAUGACCAGUGUUUGUUACUGUUGACUAUGAGGUGUUGUUGAUUAUUUUGAUAUUGGUCAGUAAUUUAAUAAUCAGAAAAUAGCCCCGACAUAUUAUUUAGAACUCUGUGCAUCACUAUAAAGAUUCAAAGGGUUUCAGAACAUGACCAAGAUGUUGUCAGAUCAUAUAAAAUGCCUGUUGUUGAUAUUUCUGAAAGCGCCAAACGCCUUACCUCCAUGUUUAAUCUCUUAUCUAUCUGAAAACAAUGUGUUUAAAAAGUGAACCUUAGUACAAGUAACAUCGUUAUACACACAGGAGUCCUUAUAUGGGGUUUUACGUUUCUCAAUGUUAUGAAAGUGUUGUAAGAUUUGUAUGAAUAAAUUUUGUAAACAACAA